AGUUGUUAAAUCAUGAAGAGAUCUUUGGAAUUCAGCUCCUCCGACAGCGAAGUGGACAUUGAAGAACAUAGGAAUAUGAAAGCAUCUGUGUUACCAUCGACUUUCUCCCAGAGCCAGGCAAGAAAGAAAAGACGAGGAAUCGUUGAGAAACGUCGCAGAGAUCGGAUUAAUAACAGUUUGUCGGAACUUCGCCGACUGGUUCCCAGUGCCUGCGAGAAACAAGGGUCAGCAAAACUGGAAAAAGCUGAAAUAUUGCAGAUGACAGUUGAUCAUUUAAAAGUGCUACAUACAAGUGGUGGAAAAGGUUAUUUUGAGACUUCAGCAUUUGCCACAGAUUACCGGAUUCUGGGUUUUCGGGAAUGCUUAUCUGAAGUUGCCAGAUAUCUCAGUGUGACUGAGGGAUUAGAUCAUUCUGAUCCUUUGAAAGCUCGCCUGGUGUCACAUUUAAACACAUGUGCAUCACAGAGAGAAGUUGUAAUUGUCGAGAAUAGCCAUCAGCUCCUGAGUGCCGGAUAUCCUCACCAGCUUGCACUGACCUCUCUAUCUCAUUUCAGUGUUGAAGCUCCUGCACAUAGCUUUCCUCCUGUAGAACAGAGUCAUCACAAAGAAUCAAUGCUCAGCAGUAUCCAUCUCGAACAGUUAAAUAAAUUGGCCCCCACAGGUUGUGUGGUCCCCGUUCUGACAAAUGCUGCACAUGUACCAUCUUCAAUAUUUUCAGUUUCUCCUCUGUCAGCCAUACAGUUCCCAUUUUCCAUGGAUCCUCUGCCUGUACUGCCAGCUGCUGCUGCCCGACCUCCAGUGCAAGCUGUAAAAAGUGGGAAACACUUCUGGGCUACAGAAGUGGGGGCUUUUUAA
This is a messenger RNA of Carcharodon carcharias (great white shark), 855 nucleotides long. Its product is annotated as hairy/enhancer-of-split related with YRPW motif protein 1-like. Gene Ontology annotation, molecular function: DNA-binding transcription factor activity, RNA polymerase II-specific; RNA polymerase II cis-regulatory region sequence-specific DNA binding; protein dimerization activity. NCBI's taxonomy places the organism in Eukaryota, Metazoa, Chordata, Chondrichthyes, Lamniformes, Lamnidae. Gene Ontology annotation, cellular component: nucleus. The record is from RefSeq and is a predicted model, not a curated record. Gene Ontology annotation, biological process: regulation of transcription by RNA polymerase II; anterior/posterior pattern specification; regulation of neurogenesis. The transcript is spliced from 5 exons. The coding region runs from base 13 to 855 and encodes 280 amino acids.